AUGUCCCAGGUUGUCAUUGUAGAGCAAUCAUGGUCCAUCAUUGCCAAUCAGUGGGAUGGUUGUCUGCUUCUCUAUCUGUUCCUUGCCACUUCAGGAUUGAGAACCGUUGAGCCAUUGUCAGCUCAGUACGUCAGUGUUUGCAGAUGUCGGGGAGGAGCAGGCAAGAGGCCGCUCGCACAAGACGAUGGCAUAGCCCAGACACCGAAGAAAGCAGCAUUGACAAGAUGGAAAUUCGCGGAUCAUCAUGGAGAGGAACAUCAAAAUGUCAAGUACAGGGGUGUAUCAAAAUCAAAAGAUGGUUAUUCAGCAAAGUCCUUGAGAAAGACCAUUGGUGUAUACUCCACGGCAAAGAUUGCCGCCUUAGCCUAUGACAUGUCGGCUCUUGUGAAUCAUAGGGCAUCACCGGGAUCGAGAUUCCCUACGUUGAAUUUUGAAGAUUCGCCUGUCUUCUUUCAGCAUGAAGUUGACAACGGCAGGGACCCUGUUGCGAGGGUGUACUCCAUUGCUGCCGACAUGUUGUCAGCAAGUACCCAAGACACCAAGGCGAAUGGGUUUCACCAACAAUCUGUUGAAAUGCAUGAGCCCAUAACAAUGCAAGAGGACAGGAGCUAUCACGAGAAUGAAGUCUUGACGUCUCAGUAUUCCCAAACUGAGAUCGAGACAGUGAAGCCUGAAAAGUUGGUGCUGAUGGAGAAGAAAUCCGAGGCUACCCUGAGCACCUCCACUGUUCGACAGCUCAAGAUGCAAUCCAAAGCGAUUGACCAGAUGCCUGAUGCAGACUUGGGCUGGCGCAUCAAGCCAGACAAGCCAAAAAAAAUCACAAAUUUGAACUUGAUCCGGGUUAGGGAAAAACCCCAAAACAACUGUAUUCUACUAAGGUUGAAUGAAGACAACACCUCGAAGACCACCAGAAGAGUAUGGAAACGAUAUGGUUCAUCAAUGAAGAGUCUGAAUCACGUGGACAAGCAAAUGAUCUACAUCUCAAAAAGAACCAUGGAUUUUUGCCCCUACUGUCCAGGACCUGUGGUUCAUGACGAUGGCACAAAUUCCUACGGCAAUCCUCUCCACUGCUCAUACGAACUUGAUCAUCGAAUGACGGCUGCUGCAUACCUGAGAGAGGGCGUCGAGAGAGGUUACGACCUUGGCAAGUGGAAGGAGAUUAGGCACAAGGUUCGAACAUGCAAGCACUGCUUCUCGAGGCCGAUGUUCGUCGAGGCAGACAUUUUUGCCAACCAUGAGGCUCUCUGGUACAGGCAAAUUUGCAGCGCUUGCAAAAUUCCCACCAAUGGCUUCUCUUGGACUCAAGUUCAAGAGCACUUGAAGUGUUACACUUCCCAGAGUGAGCUCAACGAGAGGAGAGAUCAGGAAUAUGUUGAGCUGUUCCAGAAAUACUUCAAUGUCUCAUCAACCACAAAGGAAACUGCACUGCUGGAACGAUACCACCUCAAGCUCCCGCCACCAGGCACUCCAUUCUGCAGCAGACAUUACGAGAAGAUGAAUAAUGAGCACAAGGAGAUCCUGUAUACAAUCAUGAUCGCGGAAGACUAUGUGAAGGCAACGUUCCAGGGCAAAGUCUACUACUUCAAACAAGAUACUAGUACUUUUGAAUCCGAGGAGACCCUCUUGGAGAAGUACCGCAAGAUUGCCAGGGGGGAGAUUGAACCGCCGAACGACUGCAAGAUCCCUUUCGUUCGUGCGACGAUGCAGCCGAACCUGAACCCGGAGAAAUAUCACGCCGAGAACCUCUACCUUGCCAGUAUCCUCAGCAACCAGAAGCAUCUGAACGUAUCGGACUUGGACACUGUCAUCAUGGAACAGGAUCAGCGGGUGGCCAUCUACCAGAAGGUCAUAUUGGCCUUAGUAGAGCAGACGGUCGGCGGAAUCUGCCCUGAGAUCAGAGCCUUCGGUCGAGAGUCAACCCGAGAGCUGGCCAAGAGAUGGUCGCCGACGGGGAUGGAGUUGCACUACGACGCCGCAGCACAGUCGGAGGAGAUAUCAGAGGUCUCCUACAGAGAGUAUGAAUUUGAGACAGGCAGCAGCGGUGAGGACGAUGAUGAUUCGACGAUAAGUACUUCAGACAUAGAGUCCCAGCCCGAUGCAGACUUUGAAGUCCCUUCCCUUGUGCCCGGUUACUAA
Guillardia theta CCMP2712 is the source of this 2136-nucleotide messenger RNA. RefSeq lists its product as hypothetical. NCBI's taxonomy places the organism in Eukaryota, Cryptophyceae, Pyrenomonadales, Geminigeraceae. The record is from RefSeq and is a predicted model, not a curated record. The transcript is spliced from 12 exons. Bases 1 to 2136 code for a protein of 711 amino acids.